AGCUCAGAGUGACCUUCUCUUUGGAAGCUCAGCUAAUAAUAGUAGAGCCGGGAUUUUGACUCGUUUUGUUAACCGACGAGUUUGUGGUGAUUCCCUCAAGUUUCAGUUAUCUUGUCUUUCUAUAAGGGGCUCGAGAAAUGGCUCAGAGGUUAAUAACACCGGCUGUUCUUCCAAAGGUCCUGAGUUCAAUUCCCAGCAACCACAUGGUGGCUCAUAACCAUCUAUAUGGUUAGAUCUGGUGUGCAGGCAGAAUGUUGUAUAAAUAACUAAAUCUUUAAAAAAAAAAAAAUUCCAAAGUAAAAAAAAAAAAGACCCUUCUGGCUGAUAUUCACCCCGAAAUUCCAUCAGAAUGCCGUGGUUCUUCUAACUGUGGUCAGUCUCUAGCUCUUUCUCAAUUUCCCUGUUUGUAGAAAACAGGUUAGAUUAAAUGGUCUUUCUAGAGACUUCUUUAAAGCUGUAUAUUUACUUGUGUCUGUUUGUGUAUGUACGUGGGUGUUGGUGGACGCCAGGGGAGAGUGUCAGAAUCACCAGAGCUGGAAUUGCAGGCUGUUAUAAGCUGCCUGAGCAAGGAAGAUGUGGCUGUUGGACUGGCAAGAGCAGGGGAAGAUGGAAGGGAACAGGCGAUGAGCCGCGAGUGUAGCUCCCUUCUCCAGGAACCCACUGCUUCUGCUCUGUUUACUGAUACCGUGGUGACAGGAUGUCAUGAGCCUGUCUCGUGUGGAUGGGAAAGAGUUGUGAAGCAGAGAUUAUCUGGGAAAACUGCAGGAAGAUUUGAUGUGUACUUUAUCAGCCCAGAAGGACUGAAGUUCAGAUCAAAACGUUCACUUGCUAAUUAUCUUCUCAAAACUGGGGAGACUUUUCUUAAGCCUGAAGAUUUUGAUUUUACUGUACUAUCUAAAGGGGGCAUCAGGCCAGCCUAUAAAGACCAAAGCUCGGCAGCUCUGACUUCCCAGAAGCCAAAUAAAACCGACAUUUCAAACCAGAAGUUCAGGACACGAAGCAAGUGGAAAGCAGAUGUGUUGCUUCUGCCAAGUGGUAAUUCAGAGUCACCAGAUAGCAGCAGACUGUCAAACUCUGAUCAUUUGCUACUGAAAGAAGAUGAGGGCAUUCGGGAUGCUGGCUCUGGGAAGAUGAGAAAGCCCAAAAGAAAGGUGAGUGUUCUGAAAGAAAUUGGAACUAAGAAAACCAAACAAAGGUGCAGGAAGAAUCUCUCCAAUUCUGCUCAAAGUAACAGAAAAAGAGACCCUGUGGUUGAGAAAGCGGAUGCUGACAGUGAAUGUCAACCCAACAGACCCCUCUGCCCUUCAGAGGCCUGCAUGAUUGAGACCGUCCCCGUGGCUGGGGAAGAAAAGGGCCUGGGAAAGGAAAAACCUCCGACUCCAGGGUCAGAUCUUCAUUUCACACAACUAACUUCUGGCAUCACAAACAAAGUACAUUCAACUGAAGAAGCAGGUGAUGCGAAGCAUGAGCAGCCUUUUUUAGAAUCAGAGGAAAUCAAAUCGAAGGGAGCUGAAGAGGGGGAGGCGCAUUUGCAUAUCGACGUUGUGCAGGGAGGCUCUGAAAUGCCCAGCUGCUCACAAGCCAGGAAGCACUUCACUUCUGAGACACUUCGAGAAGACAGCAUCCCACGAGCACAAAUAGAAAAAAGGAAAACAAGCCUGUAUUUUUCCAGCAAGUACAACAAAGAAGCGCUUAGCCCCCCAAGACGCAAAGCCUUCAAGAAAUGGACCCCUCCUCGGUCACCUUUUAAUCUUGUUCAAGAAACACUUUUCCACGAUCCAUGGAAGCUCCUCAUCGCGACUAUAUUUCUCAAUCGGACCUCAGGCAAGAUGGCUAUCCCCGUACUGUGGGAGUUUCUAGAGAAGUACCCUUCAGCUGAGGCGGCCCGAACUGCUGACUGGAGGGACGUGUCAGAGCUGCUCAAGCCUCUUGGUCUCUAUGAUCUCCGUGCAAAAACCAUUAUCAAGUUCUCAGAUGAAUAUCUGACAAAGCCGUGGAGGUAUCCAAUUGAGCUUCAUGGGAUCGGCAAAUACGGCAAUGACUCCUACCGGAUCUUUUGUGUCAAUGAGUGGAAGCAGGUGCAUCCCGAAGACCACAAGUUAAAUAAAUACCAUGACUGGCUUUGGGAAAAUCAUGAAAAAUUAAGUCUGUCUUAAAGCCGCCUGUUUGAAAUUUUCUAUGCAUUGCUUUGUGCUUCCAUUUCUAAGCGUCCUGUGAUGUGAUAUACAGUGAGCUCCCUUCCCACGCAUGUAGGUUUCUUCAGUUUGUUAGAAGCCAGUGUAUGUCUUCAGCCUCUGCCACAGGUAGAUCUUUGUCAGUGAGUGUUGUAGACAUACUUUGAAAUUUGAAAAAAUAAUUGUUGAGUAAGGAUCCUAAAAGUGUAUUCAGUUUUUCCAGUGAUGAAAUUCAGUGCGUCAGUGCUGAGGGGCAGUUACCACACUCUUGCUGAGGAAAGGCUAACCAUGGUAUUCUCUUUCUGUACAAAGUGAUGGUAGGGUGUACAAUUGUGUAUGAAGGAAGACUCUGCCAUUAUUAUGGGUAUUGCAGUGUUACAGUGUAAAUAAUGAGGCAUUUACCUUAGAGAGAAAUCACCAAAUAAAAGCUACAUUGACCUACACAUGGUGGCACACACCUGUAAUCCUGGCACUCAGAAGGCUAAGGCAUGAGGAUGGAAAGGACCAGCAUGUAUUGUAGGUAGAGAGAGACUCUGUCUUAAAACAAACUGGGCCAGUGAGGUGGUUCAGUAGUCACUUGCUGACAAGCCUGAUGAUCUGAAUUCCAUCCCUGGAGCCAACUCCUGAACGUUAACCUCUUACCUUUACUUGAAAUCACACACACACACAUAUUAGAAAAUACACAAAUGUUUUAGUGGUUUGCACGGGCAGUGGCUGAGCAUGCCUUUAACCCUAGCACAGGGGCAGGGGGAGCUCUGAAUUCGAAGAGAGCCAGGGCUACACAGAGAAAACUUGUCUCAAAAAAAAAAAGGAGGAAGAGGAGUAGGUGGGGGAGGAGGAAAAGGAGAAGGAGGAAGAAGAGGAAAAAGGUGGUAGGGAUAGUCUGGAGAGAGAUGGCUCAGUGGCUUUGUAUGUUUGCUGCUUUUCCAUAGGACCCGAGUUCAGUUUUUAGCACUCACAUCAGGCAGUUCACAACUGCCUGUAACAACAGCUCCUGGGGAACUAACACCUUCUGUCUUCACUGGGUACCCCACCCCGAGGGCCAAACCGAAAGGAGGGUGAUGUGGGGAGGCGUGACCUUUGAAUGUAGUAUAUGUCUGGAGGCCGCUUACGAACCUGUGGUCAGUGUGUUAUGGCCACCUGUAUUGCUGGCCCUGUCUUCAUCAGUGGCUGGAGACAUGGCCUGCUGUCUAAAGCUGGCAUCAGCCGGGAGAAGGUCAUCCCUCCUUAUGGGAGGGAGCCAGAAGCCCCAGAACCCUAGAUUGAAAACUCCACCCCGUCCUCAGGGCAAACCGCCAGCUUCAGAGAGCAGAGGGGGGUUCCAGCCAUUAGGUGGUACUGGGGCUUUCACUUCUGUUUGGCUUUUUCACCACGUUCAAUGCCUAUGAGCGGAUCUGGACAAGGUCACUGUCCUCCAGCUGUCAAGACUUCCCUCUUCCUGUUUCUCUUCUGGCUGCUCAGUAUUUGAACUGUGUCUCCUCCCUGCCCACCCCUAGCUAGAAGAGAAUCAGUAUUGGGGGUCCUUACUGGCCCUUCGUUGCUUUCGGACCACCCCCUCACUUUCGUGACCCAUCUCUGUUUGCCGAAGAGGAGUGGCCAGUCUGUGUGAACUGCUGGCCCAGUAGGGCAUCACUUCUGCCCUGGAGGACAGACUCCAGACAGCUGUGCAGCUCUCUUCUCUCCAAGCCUUUGUGUUCCCUCAGAGUUCUUGAGUUGAUGUUUAAAGGUGGACUCUUCCCAGCUCCUCCGCUGGUUGAUUUAAUUUUUCUCUCCCCGAUGUCUUGAGUUCUGAUUCAAGUGUCAGUCUCCUUUCCAUCCCUCAAUAUGUCCUUUAUUACAGAUUCUAAUAAUAAUAAUAUAGACAUGAAAUGUUAAAAAAGAAAAACUAAAAGCAGAAAAUUUAAAUCCUAAUAACUAGACACUAUUUUAAGAUGCGGUUUGAAAACUAAAUUAUAUCUUUCCCUCAAGGCAAACAUCCACUGAAAAUUCAUUAUAUUUCACCCCUUUUUUCAUUAACAAACUAUGUUCUGACAUAUUCAGUAACGAAGGUUUACCCAUGCAAAUCAUGGUAUGGUACACUGCUAACACUUGGGUAUUUGGAGAGGAUCAUGAUCAAGGUCAAGGCCAGCCUGGGGUACAUGGUAAGACCCUGUCUCAAAAAAAUGUAGAAGAUCCACCAGUAGUACAAUAAGAAAAGAAACAGAUGGGUAUUGUGGUGCGUACAUAUAAUCCCAGCAUUUAGGAUGCUGAGGCAGGAGGACUGCUGUGCAGUCAAGGCAGCCUUGGUUAUACAGCAAAACCCUGUACAAAAAAAUACAAACCAAACUUGUUGGACUAAAUAAGCUAUGUCUGAAGAAGUAUCUGAUUGUCCUGUUUAAUGGAAUUCUUAAGACCUUACUAUGCUGUGAAGCCUAUCACUUUGUAUAAGGUAAUUAAUAAAAUAUUUUUAUUAAAAAGGAA
This is a messenger RNA of Meriones unguiculatus (Mongolian gerbil), 4634 nucleotides long. It is a transcript of the gene Mbd4, whose product is annotated as methyl-CpG binding domain 4, DNA glycosylase. NCBI's taxonomy places the organism in Eukaryota, Metazoa, Chordata, Mammalia, Rodentia, Muridae. The transcript is spliced from 8 exons. Bases 483 to 2156 code for a protein of 557 amino acids. The record is from RefSeq and is a predicted model, not a curated record. Gene Ontology annotation, biological process: base-excision repair. Gene Ontology annotation, molecular function: pyrimidine-specific mismatch base pair DNA N-glycosylase activity; DNA binding. Gene Ontology annotation, cellular component: nucleus.